Gavialis gangeticus (Gharial) is the source of this 3411-nucleotide messenger RNA. RefSeq names its product double zinc ribbon and ankyrin repeat domains 1 (gene DZANK1). Gene Ontology annotation, molecular function: protein binding. The coding region runs from base 67 to 2415 and encodes 782 amino acids. The record is from RefSeq and is a predicted model, not a curated record. Lineage: Eukaryota; Metazoa; Chordata; Crocodylia; Gavialidae. Gene Ontology annotation, biological process: eye photoreceptor cell development. The transcript is spliced from 21 exons.
AGGCCGCUAUCUCAGGGGGGCGGGGCUUGGCGGGGAGCGUCCGUGGGGUCCGCACAGAGGGAAAAAAUGACUGCUGGUUCUGUCCUCGUGCCUCAGAUUAUACCGCUUCAGCUUCCUCUUGCUGGGAAGGCGAAACAUGAAAUAGACACAAACACCCUUGUUGAAAUAAAGUCAGAUACCCCUGAUGUCACCAUAUACUACACUUUAGAUGGAAGUAAACCAGAGCUCUUUAAAAAAUCUUGCUAUGGAGAGCAUAACACUUUUAAGUAUAAGGAACCUAUCACCUUGCCUGAUGGGAAAAUAAUGGUCAGAGCUAUGGCAGUCACAAAGGACUGCAGAGAAAGUGCCAUUAUAACAAAGAUGUUUUUGGUAGAAUACAAGCCACCAAACAUACUGUUCUCUGAUGAAGAUAAUGAUAAGAAUUUCCUGAAGGACCUCUUCAAACAGGAGCUAGAAGAUGGACUGCCUAUCACAAAAUCAAAAAAGAAUGGCCUGAAUGUAGAAAGCAGCAAGUCCAGCUGGAAUGGUACAGCCCAGGAGUUUCAAGAUGUGGAGGUAGAGAGAAGAACUGUCCGCAAGUCUCCAAAAGGGCCCAGAUUCUUGAACAGUCGGUUGGAAACAGCAAAUUAUAGAGAGGAGUCAGUUUCAGCACCACCAACACAGCAGUCUCAGCUCACUAGUUCUGCAGUGACUAGCAGGAAGAGUUUAACAAGCACCCAGACAAUGAGAAUCCAGAGGGAAACAGACUUCCUCAAGUGUGCACAUUGCUUAGCUCCUCGGCCAUCUGAUCCUUUUGCUCACUUCUGUCAAGAAUGUGGUUCACCUGUCCCACCUGUGCCAGGGCAUCGCCUCCCACCCCCUGAAGGAGCUCAGAUGGGGCCAUGUAUUGAAUGCAGAACGAUGGUGCCGAUGAACACACCCUCUUGUAUUGUAUGUGAGGCUCCAAUAGCUCCACAGUUGCAGCCCCAAGCCAGCAUCUGCUUAAAGGGCAAGGUAAUUUGUCGGGUGUGUGGCACAGGAAAUCCUAUUCACAUUAAGCACUGUGUGACCUGUGAAAGCAAGCUGCCUGACUCACAGAUGCCUGUGUUCAAUGGAGAUACACCCCCUCCUUUACCCAUGCAGUUGGGAAAAACAGUAUCCUGCUCAAAGUGUGGUCGUGCUAACCACUGUGAUGCUCGUUUCUGUGACUGGUGUGGAGCCAAGCCAGGUCCUCCUCCUUGCUACUUUGCUUGCUUCAAGUGCGGUGCAAACAACCAUCCAUAUGCUCGAUUCUGUGGAUCUUGUGGUGUUUAUAUUGAACCUAUAUCAAAACCAAGCUCUCAGAAUGGCAUGCUGUUGGGCGCCGGAGACUCCUGCACAUUUUCUCAGGUUAAAGGGUUACAGACUCAAGCUGCCUGGCAACCUCUGGCUGUUGCAUUGCCCAAACCCAGACUAGAUUUAUCAGAAAGAAAAGACAAAGGAACCCAGACCAUUGGCCUGUUUUACCCAUCAAGUAAACUCCUGGAAAAGAAGGAACUUGAACUAGUUUCUCAAAAACAAAAGGAGGAGAAGAUGAGUGAUCAUAAGCCUCUCCUUACAGCCAUCAGUCCUGGAAGAGGUUACUGGAGAAAGCAGCUGGAUCAUAUCUGUGCUCACCUUAGAAGCUAUGCUCAGAACCACCCAGAGUUCAGGGCUUUGGUUGGAGAACCUCGUAUGGGAAAGAUUAUUUCUGCUACAGUCCAUGAGGAUGAUUAUGAAGUCAGUAUCAGAUUAAAUUAUGUUCUUGCCACAAACAAGGGUAUUCUUACAAGCAAACCAAUAAAGUUUGACAAUCAUUAUCUGAGCACUGUGACAGAAGGCAGAGAUGGCCUAUAUGAUAGUCAGCCUAGUCUAGUGAGUGAAGAGGGUCAAAUCUCAAGCCCUAAAGGAAAAGUAAAAAGACCAAAGAAGACAAGAAAAUUUCUAGAAAAAGAAGACAAGCUGCCCCCUGAGGCUAGACAGCUACUGAAAGAAGUGGGCCCAAGUGGUGAGGGAAGAAUUUCUAUGGUAGAACAAUUGCUUGAUGAAGGAGCUGACCCAAACUGCAUAAAUAAUGAAGACCGACCUGUUUUAACAGUGGCUGUCCUAAAUGGGCAUGAUGAAGUGAUUCCAGUUCUUGCGCAGAAAGGUGCAGAUAUUGACCAUCAGUCAGGACCGCAUAGUAACACUGCUCUUCACGAGGCUGUUUCAUUUGGAUUAGAGGGAAAGAAAUGCAUCCAAGUCUUGUUAGGCUGCAAUGCAAGCUUUAAGAAGAAAAAUGCAAAAGGACAAUCAGCAUACGAUCUGGCUGUGAAGACUGGGAAUAAAGAAAUAAUAGCAUUGUUUACAAGUAAACUUGGACAGGGACUGCUAAACAAACUCACCAAACCCAAAAAUAUUACUCUGACUGAUGUCUGACUGCAAUCACCUUGUUGAAGGUAGAGCUGGAGGUUAUUUAUGGUCAGAAGAAAUUUAUGGGACUGCACUGAAUUCCUUCAGAUUUCAGGCUGUGGAUUUUUUUUAAUUAGGUGUCAUUGAAAUCAGUGACAUCUGACUACAAUGUCAAAAGCCUCGAAUCCUAUCUAAAAUCCUUAAGCAAGAUUCUUUUUGUAGUUCAAAAAGAAGUCUUAAGAACUUCAGGGUUAGACCUCAAGAGAAUACCUGUGCCUUUUCAGCUUUAUUCAUCAACUCUGUGGAGGUACCAGUAGGAUCUAGGAUUGACUGAUCAGCCUAUUUUACUUUUUAAGUAUAAUGCAUUAUGAAUCAUAUAGACCAGGGGUUCCCAAACUGUGGUAUGUGUACCGUGGGGGAGAUGUAGGACAUCUCCAGGUGACUAUGCAGGAGAAACUGUGUAAUAACAGAUUUAAUUUUCCUUAUAAUAAUUGGCUUUGAAGGGUUAAGAUAAAAAGUAUACUGGUAAGGGUAUGUCAGCAGCUGGUAAAUCUGGAAGGGGGUGCACAAUAAGAAAAAAGUUGUUUGGGAACCUCUCAUGCAGACUGUUGUAAAAGGACAAGUGUUAAGUUUCAUUGUAGGAAGUGUUCUGAGCAGAGUAAAAAUAAAUCUUUGUUCAGUGUUUUGUCUUAUAGACAUUUAUUUGUAAAUGCAUCAAAACAAAAAGUGGAACUGUACAGGAGACUUUCAAAGCCACUGAGAGAUUUGGGAGCACUCAGCUAGGAAUAACAAGAUGGAAGUGAGAAGCCCUUUACAGGGAGGGUAGAGAUCUACCCAAGGCUCAGACUUUCCUGCUGGAGCCACUGGAUGGUAUGAUGGCAACACGAGCUGUUCGGCCACUACAAAGACAUGACCGCAAUGUUAGCACCACUACCAGCCGCUGUCUGAAGAAAUGCAAUCACUCCAGCAGUCAAACAAGAGCAGAUCUACAUGCCUGAUGCUGCCUGCAAGUAACAACUAGAG